AUGGCUGUGGCACAACCCCCCUUUGGGUUCCCUCAGUUCGUGCCUGCGUUGCCCGACGUCUCUCAAACAGCCUCAGUUCUCGCUGCCGCGCCAGCUCCUUACCAGGAACUGAUCCGGAGACUCGAAAUCUGCAAGCAGAAGCUGACCGCCCAAGAUGGAACGUUUCGCUCCACAGUCAAGGAACAUCUCAACAUGGCCGUCAACCGGCUAGAGAUUGCACUUCUGCAGCUUUACAAGCUUGCCGUGUUCAUUCGCGGAGACUAUGAUGAGCGAGAAGAUGACCAUAUGCAAAAGGUGGCCAUUUUUGAUCAGUGUUCCAGGGCUUUCGGUGACUGUCGGGCAGCCUCCCAGGCCGGUAUAGAGCAGUUGAGGAGUAUCCACAUACAGGUCGACUCCUUUCGGGCAGAUGAAAUCAAGCAGCUGCAGUGGGACAUCCAGGGAGCGUUGGAGCAGACGAAGAUGGAGAUGGACGCCAGCCGGCAUCAGACCGAGCGGAAUCAGCACGACGUCGAACUAUGGGCUCGACAGCAAAAAGAGGCUGCAGAUGCCCUGCAACGAGCCCAAGAUGAGAGAGAGAACACAGGUAACCAGCUUCCAGAAGGCUUUUCGUUUCUCGGAGGCUUUGUGUUCGGCGACGUGAAGGGAAACACUCGAAAACUCGAACAAGAGACGAGCAGAUUGCACGACGCACAGGAGCAGUGGUUGCAAGCUCACAACUCUCUGAUCGAGGGGAUGAACCGGCAGAACGAGCUUAGUGUUAGGCAUGUCGCUUUGGAGCAGCUGGCUCAGCAGAUGCCUACACUCCAGGUGACGACGGAUGGGCUCAACAAGGACUUGGCUGCGCUUCUGGGUGGGUUUGUUGAUCUCGAGAAGAGAGCGACCGGAUUGUUGCUCCUCAUCGAUGGGAUGAAGCACCGCGCUAUGGUCACGAUGCGGCAGGCGUACAGGAAGGCUAUGUUUGCCGAGGGGAUCCUUAAUCUCUGCCUUAUGGCACUCAUCGAUGGCCGUGUCUGCGAUGAGGUCAAGACUAUCACUCUUGAGAUUUCUGGCGGCUACUCUGGCCAGACUGUUCCGGAGAGUGUCUCCAAGCUUUUGACCGAGGUGGGACAGGCCGCUAGGGAAACUGCGCAGAAAUCCAUCACUGGCUAG
Fusarium keratoplasticum is the source of this 1149-nucleotide messenger RNA. RefSeq lists its product as uncharacterized. The record is from RefSeq and is a predicted model, not a curated record. NCBI's taxonomy places the organism in Eukaryota, Fungi, Ascomycota, Sordariomycetes, Hypocreales, Nectriaceae. The coding region runs from base 1 to 1149 and encodes 382 amino acids. The transcript has 3 exons.